Molecule: messenger RNA, 2679 nt
Organism: Ilyonectria robusta
Lineage: Eukaryota; Fungi; Ascomycota; Sordariomycetes; Hypocreales; Nectriaceae
Product: alpha-L-rhamnosidase
Exons: 2
Coding region: 1-2679 (892 amino acids)
Biological process (GO): carbohydrate metabolic process
Source: RefSeq, a predicted model, not a curated record
AUGGCGCUGCGCAUCGACAGGGUGCAGUUUGAACACCACCGAGAGGCAAUUGGCAUCGGCGAGUCAAAGCCACGUAUAUCUUGGAGGUUCUCCGGUACCGAUGUCAACGACUGGGUGCAGGAACUUUACGAACUCGAGAUUACUCGUCCGGGAGUUUCAUUGCCAGAAGUCUACUCGGUCAAGUCCAGUGAAUCUGUUCUUGUGCCCUGGCCCAGCGAGCCUUUGCAGUCCGGUACAUCCGCAUCUGUACGGGUGCGUGUUACUGGUUGUGCACCGCAUGACAAGCCCUCUCCGUGGUCAAGUGCGACCUCCGUAGAGGCAGGUUUAUUAGACCGCAGUGACUGGACCUGCUCCCUCAUCUCGAGUGCGCAACCAGUCGACAUCUCGCUUCCCCGGCAACCGGUGCUCUUCCGAAGGGCGUUUUCUUUGAAUCAAACCGUCAACAGGGCGCGAUUGUACGUCACGGCUCACGGCGUCUAUGAAGCUCAUAUCAACGGUCAGCGAGUUGGAGAUCAACUUCUCCAGCCUGGCUGGACCUCCUACAAACACCGCCUUUCAUACCAAACCUUUGAUGUCACCCACCUCCUGCGGGAAGAGCAGAACAUUAUCACCGCUCAGGUCGCCGAGGGUUGGUUCUGCGGACGACUCGGCUUCCUUGGGGGUGUCCGGAAUAUCUGGGGUCAUCAGAUUGGACUUGCAGCUAUUCUAAUUACUGAGACGGCUGACGGCACGAAGACUGUUAUCAAUUCUGAUGAAGAAUGGAAAUCUAGCACUGGGAGUAUCAUCACCUCAGAAAUCUACGACGGUGAGGUCUGUGACCUGUCGCUAGAUCCAAGGGGAUGGCAGACUCCCGGCUUUGAGGAUACCUCCUGGGCCAAGGUACAAGUCAACAAUCUCCCAAGCGCCGCUUUGGUUGCUCCAGACGGGCCACCCGUCCGAAUGAUCGAGACACUGCAAGCGGCGUCAGUCUUCACAACACCCGCGGGCAAGAUUGUGGUAGAUUUUGCCCAAAACAUCGUCGGUUGGGUGCGAAUCCGUCUGAGUGGUCCCAAGGGCCAGACUGUCAGGCUGCAGUUCACAGAGGAACUUGAGGAUGGGGAGGUGGCCACCCGGCCCUUACGAAUUUGCAAAGCCAGUGACACAAUUAUUCUUUCAGGAGAGGACCAGAUCUGGGAGCCAAAAUUCACCUUCCACGGCUUCCGCUAUGUACAGCUUGAUGGCUACUGCUCACAUGCAAGUGACUUCGACCUUACAGCGGUCACGGCCGUCGUCGUCCAUACAGACAUGGAGCAGACUGGUUGGUUCGAGUGUUCCAAUCCUCUACUCAAUCAAUUACAUAAGAACAUCCGUUGGGGGAUGAGGGGAAACUUCCUGAGCAUCCCUACUGACUGCCCUCAACGGGAUGAACGUCUCGGCUGGACAGGCGACAUACAUGUAUUCGGCCCGACCGCUAAUUAUCUUUACGACACUUCCGGGAUGCUUCAAGGGUGGUUGAAAGACCUGUCUGCAGAACAAAUGGAGGACCAUGGUAGUGUACCUCCAUUUUUCUGCCCAAAUGUUUUCGUCGACGACACGAGAUAUCCUACCGCUAUUUGGGGAGACGUCUUGGUCGGGCUGUCUUGGGACUUGUACACAUCGUAUGCGGACAAGGGAAUAUUAAAUCGACAGCUUGAAAGCAUGCAAAAGUGGGUGAAUGAAGGAAUUCCGCGCAGUCAUUCUACCGGUCUCUGGGAGGAAGACUCGUAUCAGUUUGGCGACUGGCUUGAUCCUUUUGCGCCUCCAGACGACCCAGGAAAUUCCGUAACGGACCCUCAGUUCGUCGCAAACGCCUACCUAGUGCACGUCACGUCUCUUAUGCACAAGAUUUGUCUCGUCCUCGGACUCGAAGACCUAGCCAAGUCUUAUAGCGAUUCGUUCGCCAAAGUCAAGGUGGCAUUUCAGAGGCGCUAUAUUUCAACAGAAGGCCGUGUCGUGUGCGACACCCAAACAGCCCUCGCUCUCGCCAUCCACUUCCAGCUCUUUGAAAACAAAAACCAAGAGCGCACCGCCGCAGCCCGGCUCAAGCAUCUUAUUUUGCGUAACUCGAGGUUUAAGAUUGCAACUGGAUUUGCUGGCACACCCAUCAUUGGGCAUGCACUCUCUCGGGUUGGAGAAGCUCAGCUCUUCUACCGAAUGCUGUACCACCGCAAGGCACCAAGCUGGCUCUACCAAGUGUCUAUGGGUGCGACGACCAUGUGGGAGCGCUGGGAUAGCAAGCUCCCAGACGGCAGUAUCAAUCCCGGUGAGAUGACGAGCUUCAACCAUUAUGCUCUUGGGGCCGUUGCGGAUUGGAUGCACCGCGGUAUCGCAGGUCUGGUCCCAGUGAAGCCCGGCUGGCAGAAGUUCCUGGUCGCACCGGUUCCUGGAGGUGACCUCACACACGCAAGCGCUCGGUUCAUGAGCCCUUACGGGCUGAUAUACGUCAAAUGGAUCGUAGAAAACGCAAAGUUCUCGCUAAGAGUCCAGGUUCCUCCGAAUACCGUCGCCGAAGUCAAACUGCCCAGCACCAACUCUGAAAAGCAAGAGGUUAUUAGUAUUGGUUCAGGCACUUACGAUUUCCAGAUAGAGUAUCGAUUGCCAGCAUGGCCACCCUUGCCUAUCUAUCCUCAAUAUUAUCCUCAUGAUGAUGAUGAGCCUUAA